AUGGUAAAAGUUGACCCUUUUUAUAGAAAAGAUAGUAAAGAUGCUCAGGAAUGGAUUGAAAUAUUCCUAAAAGCAAAAGAAGCUAAUGAAUGGUCAGACAAUAGAAAAGUAGCAAUAGCA
Molecule: messenger RNA, 120 nt
Organism: Funneliformis mosseae
Lineage: Eukaryota; Fungi; Glomeromycota; Glomeromycetes; Glomerales; Glomeraceae
Source: the annotation of a GenBank genome assembly